Molecule: messenger RNA, 1561 nt
Organism: Mytilus trossulus (common blue mussel)
Lineage: Eukaryota; Metazoa; Mollusca; Bivalvia; Mytilida; Mytilidae
Product: actin, cytoplasmic-like
Exons: 2
Coding region: 96-1220 (374 amino acids)
Source: RefSeq, a predicted model, not a curated record
UUAUACCGGAAACUAUAUAAACAAAUUUGUAACAACUUUAUUGCUUGUUUUUUACUUACUUUAUUAACUUUUCUUAUAAAGUUCAAACCGUCAGUAUGGCAACUGUAGUUGUAGACAACGGAUCGUGGUUCUGUAAAGCUGGUUUCGCAGGAGAAGACAACCCAAAAUCUGUGUUUCCUGCCAUGGUGGGCAAACCGAGACAAGUGGGCGUAGCAGCUGGAAUGGAUCCUAAUUCCGUUUACGUUGGCAAUGAAGCGAGCAGAAAACGAGGACUCCUUUCGGUAAAAUAUCCAACUCAAUUUGGUUAUAUCACAAACUGGGAUGAUAUGGAACAUAUAUUACACCACACAUUCACUAACGAACUUGGUAUUGUUACGGAAGAACAUCCUAUUUUACUAACCGAGGCUCAAUUAAAUCCUAAAUUAAACAGAGAAAAAAUGACAAUGAUGAUAUUCGAAACUUUUAAUUUCCCUGCCAUGUAUGUUAAAGCAAAAGGAGUUCUUUCCCUUCAUUCUUCUGGUUGUAUUACUGGUGUGGCGUUGGAUAUAGGUGAAAAUAUUUCGUAUUCUUUACCUACUUAUGAAGGUUAUGCACUUCGCCAUUCUGUAAUGAAAUCGGAGCUGGGUGGGCGAGACGUUAUGGAUUGCUUACAGCAAUCUCUCAUUGAUAAAGGUUAUAGUUUCGAUUUCUCUUCCGUGGCAGACCGAGAAAUCAUUCGUUAUAUCAAAGAAAAUCUAUGCUACGUUGCAUCCGAUUUUGAAAAAGAAAUGGAAAAGUUUACAACUGGAGGAUCCUCUUUAGAAAAGAAAUUCGAACUUCCAGAUGGAAAAAUUGUCAGUAUCGGCAAUGAACGAAUUCGUUGUAUGGAAUCUCUGUUCCAACCAUCUAUUGCUGGAAGAGAGUCUCCCGGGCUUCAUGAAACAUUAAACUAUAGUAUUUUAAAAAGUGGUCAGGAUCUUCGUAAAGAUCUGUAUGGUAAUAUCAUUUUAUGUGGCGAGACAUCUCGAACUCCUGGGAUAACUGAACGUAUGCAAAGUGAAAUCACUAACCUAGCACCUCUCAUUAGGGAAAUAACCGUACAAACUCCACCAAAUAUAAAGAAUUCAGCAUGGGUUGGUGGUUCAAUCCUUGCUUCUUUACCAACCUUUCAACAAAUGUGCAUCACUAAAGAGGAAUAUGAUGAGGAGGGUCCGAUGAUUGUGCACAAAAAAUGUUUUUAAACUCGUCAUUUUUUGUAAAAUUGGAUAACUGAAUGAAAUUAAUUCAACUUAUCUACUAUACAUGUGUUGUAUGAAUCAGCUAUGGGUUCUUUAUAGAAUAAUGAUUGAUCGGAAGUGAUGUUUUGUAUACAUAGAAUAACGAUUUCAAUUACUAGUAUAUCAACAUCAUACUACAACAAAUAUUAAUAGUUUUGACAUCUCAGGUUUUCAUGUAACCGUUCCAUAAAAUGGAUGAUUUUUUUCUAAGAUAUAAAGGCAAAAAGGGAGAUAUCCCAAUAAAUCUUGCAUAUACAUGUGUACAUAAUCAUAUUGUUACAAUAAAUCUAUGGUUGUUUACUUAC